Fukomys damarensis (Damara mole-rat) is the source of this 2364-nucleotide messenger RNA. It is a transcript of the gene Polm, whose product is annotated as DNA polymerase mu. The transcript is spliced from 12 exons. Lineage: Eukaryota; Metazoa; Chordata; Mammalia; Rodentia; Bathyergidae. Gene Ontology annotation, biological process: double-strand break repair via nonhomologous end joining. Bases 120 to 1625 code for a protein of 501 amino acids. The record is from RefSeq and is a predicted model, not a curated record. Gene Ontology annotation, cellular component: nucleus. Gene Ontology annotation, molecular function: DNA-directed DNA polymerase activity; DNA binding.
UAUUUGCAUAGAGGCGGGUCCACUUCCCUAGCCUUCAGGCUUCCGUCCGUCCGCCUUCUUUUGAGCUUCCGUCCGCCUUCCUUCCGCGGAGCCGAAGAGCCACACGAGUCCACGCUCAGAUGCUUCCAAAGCGGCGGCGAAUGCGGGCCAGGUCUCCGGGCUGCGCUGACGCCUUCUGCUCACCGUCUUCGGCUCUUUUCCCCGGCGUCGCUAUCUACCUGGCCGAGCCGCGCAUGGGCCGUAGCCGCCGGGCCUUUCUCACACGCCUGGCGCUGUCCAAAGGUUUCCGCGUCCUGGACACCUACAGCUCCGAAGUGACUCAUGUGGUGAUGGAGCAGACCUCCGCGGAGGUGGCUGCCUGCUGGCAGGAACAGGCGGCUGCUCCUCCCCUAGGAUGCCCCCGCCCAGCUCUGCUGGAUAUCAGCUGGUUCACAGAGAGCAUGGCAGCUGGGCAGCCUGUGCCUGUGGAGAACCGGCACUGCCUGGAGGUGGCUGAGCCCAGGAAGGAGCCCUCAACCCCAGCAGUUUUGAUGCCAGCCUAUGCCUGCCAACGUUCCACACCCCUCGUGCACCACAACAGCAGCCUCUCGGAGGCCCUGGAGACGCUGGCAGAGGCAGCAGGCUUUGAAGGCAGUGAGGGUCGCCUCCUCUCCUUCCGCAGAUCAGCCUCAGUGCUCAGGGCCCUGCCUUGGCCUGUCACAGUGCUGAGCCAGUUGCAGGGGCUGCCACACUUCGGAGAACAUUCCUCUAACAUUGUCCAGGAGCUGCUGGAGCGAGGAGUAUGUGAAGAGGUGGAGAGGGUUCGCAGCUCUGAGAGGUACCAGACCAUGAAGCUCUUCACCCAGAUCUUCGGGGUCGGGGUAAAGACCGCUGACCGGUGGUACCGGCAAGGGCUGCGUACCCUGGACGAGCUCCGCGAGCAGCCCCAGAGACUGACCCGGCAGCAGUGGGCAGGGCAUGGGGUAGUGUGCACAGGGAAUCUUCCACUUCUUUCAAUGGAAUGGCUGCAGCACCACCAUGACCUGUGUACCCCUGUGGGGCGGCUGGACGCCAAGGCUCUGCAGCAGCUGGUGGAGGCCGCCGUGGGACGGGCCCUGCCUGGGGCCACAGUCACACUGACCGGCGGCUUCAGGAGGGGGAAGCUGCAGGGCCAUGACGUGGACUUCCUCAUCACCCACCCUGAGGAGGGCCGGGAGGCGGGGCUGCUGCCCAGCGUGAUGUGCCAGCUGCAGAGCCAGGGCCUCGUCCUGUACCACCAGCACCAGCGCAGCCAUUUGGGGGACCCUGGCCACCUAGCUCAGCAGAGCCACACCAUGGAUGCCUUCGAGCGGAGUCUCUGCAUCCUACGCCUGCUGCAACCCUCCGGGGCAGCCUGGAAGGCUGUGAGGGUGGACCUGGUGGUCGCCCCAUGGAGCCAGUUCCCUUUUGCCCUUCUCGGCUGGACUGGCUCAAAGCUCUUUGAGAGGGAGCUGCGCCGCUUUAGCCGGAAGGAGAAGGGGCUGUGUCUGAAUAGCCAUGGGCUGUUCCACCCAGAGCAGAAGACAUGUUUCCAUGUGGCUUCGGAGGAGGACAUCUUCACACACCUGGGCCUGGCAUACCUGCCCCCGGAGCAGAGGAAUGCCUGACCCCGUGCUGCCUGCGCCUGCCCUUACUGCUUGAACCCAUGACCGCUGAGCAUCUUCAUGCAGAUGUGCUGCUGCCCUGGUCUCACCUUUGGGGCACAGCUGUGGACACUGGGCCGGCUGGCCUACCCACGCCCCAUGUGUGUCAUGGCGCUGUGGUGGGGCUGCACCAUCCACCGAGGCCCAGUGACCAUGUCUCCUGAGGCCCCUGCCCCUGCUGUAGCCAAGAGGUGGACCAACAGGUGCCCUGCUGGACCAAGAGGACCGCUAUGAGGUGUGGGCAUAUGGAGGGGACUGAGGCCAAGAGAACUUCAGCCCCAAGGCGUCCUGCUUCUGCCUCAGGCCUACCUCAGUGUUCUUAAAAACAGGCCACCGCACUGCAGCCGUACCAACCCCAGAGCUCUCACAGUGUGGGGAGCUGGUGUCCUGCCCCCUAGCCAGCUCACCCACGUGCCCUUCUUGCGCCCCUGGCCCAGCACCACCCACCCAUCUUAUGGUUCCUCAUGGGCUUCAGCCCCUGCGGCAGCCUCUGUCCCCUCUGCAGGGCCAGUGUUCUGCGCGGUGCUCUGUACAUCCCCAAGCAUAGUGGCCUUGGGUCGCCCUUGCCAUAUUGUGCACCAAGAGCCCACUGUCCCCACCUUCUCCAGGUCCUAAGGCACCUUGCCAGGUGAGGGCUUCCCAGACCAGUCACCCACUGCAUUGAAAUAUUUUGAAAGUUAAUGUGCAAUAAAAACAUACUAUU